GAGGAGGGAACCAUGAAAAGUCCGGUAGAAACAGAGGACGACCAAUACAGUCCAAUACAUCUCACUGGGCUCGGAAUAUGUUGCCCCCUCAGUCCCAAACAGCACCACGAUGGGCCUGGUCUAGAGAACCCACAGCAGUACACUAAAUGGCUCCCCAGCCGCCACGAGGCCAGCCUGCUGCCCAUGAGAGAGGACCUGGCUCUCUGGCUCAACACAUUUCUAGACUCUGGGGUCACAGCUGACAGCCUGAUGGACAGGCUGGAUAAUGGGGUUCUGCUGUGCCAGCUGGCCGAGGAGCUACAGGAGAGGAUGAUCCAAUGCAGCAAUGGCAAGCCCUUCGUCCGCAGGGGGAUUAAUUGGCGAGCUGAUGCUGCUUCUGGCUCUUUCUUUGCCCGGGACAACGCUGCCAACUUCCUCUACUGGUGUCGGAAGAUUGGUGUGGAUGAGACUUACCUGUUUGAGUCUGAAGGUUUGGUGCUCCACAAACAGCCUCGGGAGGUGUGUCUCUGUCUUAUGGAGCUGGGAAGGAUUGCAGCCAGGUAUGGUGUGGAGCCCCCAGGGUUGGUGAAGCUGGAGAGAGAGAUAGAGAGGGAGGAGGGAGGGUCUCUCACCCCAUCGUCACCUCUGGCCUUCCCCUCACCCACAACUCUUCCCUUAAUCUUACCGUUGAUCCAUGCUCCUACACCCCCUGCUUCUGUAACCCCACCUCCCAGUCCAAGCCCACCCCCUUCCCCAGCCCCAAUAGACCCUACACCUGCAACUUCCAUCUCAUCCUCGUCAACCACCACUAGCACAACUUCCACUCAAACCUCAUCUGUUAUCACUGUCACAACCUCCACUCAGACCCCUCCCACAACACCAACCACAGAUCCUAUCUCAGCCCUGAGCCUUACAGAGACCCCUGUCUCCCCAUCUCCACAUCCUCCACCACUGCCGUCACCUCCAUCCCAACCCUCACCCUCCCCCUCACCUAAGUCCAAGGCGCGUCGUCCAAGCAAAUCAUCUGCUAAGAAGACUCCAAGCACAUGCGACUUGUUGGAUGACAUUGUGAGAAACAUUAUCAGGGACACGCCAUGCAGCUGCCCCACUAAGUUCCCUGUGGAGAAGCAUCCUAAAGGAUGCUACCGUGUCGGGGAGAAGAUCCUCUACGUACGAAUGCUGAAUGAGCGUCAUGUGAUGGUGCGCAUCGGGGGAGGCUGGGAGACCUUGGAAUGUUACCUGCUGAAGCAUGACCCAUGCCGGAGUCCACCGGUCACCCCGGUCAGGACCUGUUGGGCCAAAGGCAAGUCCCCCAACAUGAAGGACCUCUUACCACUGUCACCAGACAGUUACAUGGUGGUGGGGGCACACUCCCGUGCCAAGAAAUAAAACAUGAAUCUGUUCAACCAUAACAGAUAACUGACACCACAACCUAGCAAUGAAGCUUCCUGGUUAUGCUGAGCAUAUGAUGUUUUUUUCUGGGGAUUUAUUUGAAUGAAAGCUAUUGCCUAGUGACCAGAGGUGUGUGUGUGUGUGUGUGUGUGUGUGUGUGUGUGUGUGUGUGUGUGUGUGUGUGUGUGUGUGUGUGUAGAUUUAUCUUUGGUGAAGUUGGGUUUAGUGGCUCACAUAUAUGUAGAAAGGUAUAUUUUAUCAUCUAAAGGAAUUCAACAAAAUACCUGGUAUGGUGUUAUUUUGGGGCAGCCUAGUGUGUUCGAGUGUUAGAGUGUUCGGACAGUAACUGAAAAGUUGCUAGAUCGAAUCCCUGAACUGACAAGCUAAAAAUCUGUCGUUCUGCCUGAACAAGGCAGUUAUUAUUAACCCACUGUUCCUAGGCCAUCAUUGUAAAUAAGAAUUUGUUCUUAACUGACUUGCCUAAAAAAAAUAAAAAAAUGUAAGAUUAGUUUGAAAAAGUGAUCUUACCUGUAAAAAUCGAUCCUGUAGUCUUUAAAAGAGUUGAUUCAGAAUGGCUAGUAUAGCUGAGUGGUAAUGGCAUUUAGAAUUGUAUUUUAC
Oncorhynchus kisutch (coho salmon) is the source of this 1989-nucleotide messenger RNA. Its product is annotated as growth arrest-specific protein 2. NCBI's taxonomy places the organism in Eukaryota, Metazoa, Chordata, Actinopteri, Salmoniformes, Salmonidae. The transcript has 7 exons. Bases 13 to 1368 code for a protein of 451 amino acids. Gene Ontology annotation, molecular function: cytoskeletal adaptor activity; microtubule binding; actin filament binding. Gene Ontology annotation, biological process: actin crosslink formation. The record is from RefSeq and is a predicted model, not a curated record. Gene Ontology annotation, cellular component: actin filament.